AUGCCACAUGUCAUCUCUCAAACAUCCAUGAUGGCCCACCAUCCUUUAGGGGUGCUUUCCAACAAGAACAUCUCUUCAAGUAUCAUUCGAGUGAUGUUGAAGACACCAGGUGAGCAGGAAGACUUUAUGAUAGCUAAUGACACUUAGGUGAGGCAGUUCAAGGAGAAGCUAUUGGCUCACUUUAAAUGCCAAAUGGACCAACUAGUACUGGUCUUCAUGGGCUGUAUUCUCAAAGACCAUGAUAGACUGAGUCAGAGGGGCAUCCUUGAUGGCCACACCAUCCACUUAGUCAUCAAGUCUAAACAGGGCUCCAGAUUCCUGGCCCAUUCUUCCUGGAACUUGCCGACCAAUGAGUCUUGCCACAGGGACAGAAACACCAAAGGAAAAAGCAGUGGGGUAUAUAAGCCUGCUGGUAUGAAUCACACCCCAGUGGAAGCAGCCCUCUUUGUGGAGUCUGAUGCACCCCAGGUGCAUACCCAGGACCCAGCAGUGGGUGCUCCUGAGCAUAUAGCACAGGUGCUGGAGAGUCUUAGCACCCAGUGGCUUUGGUCCACCAUGGACCUCAUGGGACAGUUCAUCUCAGAACACCCAGAAAUGCAACAACUGGUGCAACAGAACCCAGAAGUCUCACAUAUCCUUAACAAUUCUGAGAUCCAAUGGAAGACAAUGGAGUUGGCCAGGAACCUGGCCUUGAUUCAAGAGAUCAUGCAGAUCCAGCAACCUGUACAGAAUCUUGAGAAUCCACUGAACCCACUGUCACAACUGGGUACAGAGAUAAUCCCAGGUGGGGAUAAUGCCCUGGGUCAGAGCUAUGCUGAUUUCAAUGACCAAAUACUCAACAGCUCCCAACAUCCCUUUGAGGGGAACCCUUUCACAGCUCUCCUGGAAGGACAAGCCCAAGAACAAGUCCAGUCCUCACCCCCAUCUUCACCAUCAUUCCAGGAAAGGCAGGACCAGAUCCCACAAUUCAGUAUAACCUAAGACAUCUAUACUAGUUACUGUGGUUUCCCUCCAAUCACCUCAGUCAAUGUUACCCCGAACAAGGUGAACCAUACUUCUAGGGCCAAUACUACCACUAAUUCCACCAAGGGCCAGAGUCAUACCUGUGACAUUCUGAAGCAGCUGGGGGUACCAGCCUUACCUCACUCAGAGCUCACACAGAAACCUCAGGCAGGAGGUAAAGAUACCACCAUCUCUAUAGAUAGCUCUGACCAGAGGUUAGAGGAUGAUCUCCAGUUGUCAGAAGAGCAGGCCAGUUCCACCCAGGUCAUAGAAAGCAUGGUGCAAUUGCUUUUGAACAACCCUUACCUGGCAGUCCAGAUGAUGUUCAUGAAUAUGCCCAAGCUGAAUGAACAGUGGAGGCAGCAGUUUCCCACCUUCCUGCAGCAGACACAGCUUUCUGACAUGCUUAUAGCCCUAGCCAACCCUAAGGCAUCUCAAGCAAUAUUGCAGAUUGAGCAUGGUCUGCAUCUGCUGACCACUGAGGCUCCUAUUCUUCUGCCCUGGGUUGCACCUUUCCUCUGGGGCUUUGGCUAUCUUCCUUCACCCAGCUGCAGCUACCCUGACACAGUGCCCUUGGCUUGGGAUGUGUCAGAUAUGGCUAAGCCCAAAGGGCCUGAGUGCAGUGACAAAUCUGAAACAGUCAUGCAGAGGUUACAAUCUCUAGCUGAAGAUUCUGCCCACCUUCUACAAGCCCCUGAGAUUCAUUUCAGCAAGCAAAUAGAAUCUCUUCAGGCCAUGGGAUUUGAGAACCACCAUGCCAAUCUGCAAGGACUCAUUGCCACUGAAGGGGACACCAGCACUGCAAUUCGCAAGCUCAAGAGAUCCCAGGGAUUCUAA
Molecule: messenger RNA, 1839 nt
Organism: Miniopterus natalensis
Lineage: Eukaryota; Metazoa; Chordata; Mammalia; Chiroptera; Miniopteridae
Gene: UBQLNL
Product: ubiquilin like
Biological process (GO): ubiquitin-dependent protein catabolic process
Cellular component (GO): cytosol
Molecular function (GO): polyubiquitin modification-dependent protein binding
Source: RefSeq, a predicted model, not a curated record